Messenger RNA from Necator americanus (New World hookworm), 264 nucleotides. RefSeq lists its product as uncharacterized. NCBI's taxonomy places the organism in Eukaryota, Metazoa, Nematoda, Chromadorea, Rhabditida, Ancylostomatidae. The coding region runs from base 1 to 264 and encodes 87 amino acids. The record is from RefSeq and is a predicted model, not a curated record. The transcript has a single exon.
AUGCCCAAGCGGAAUCGAAGUUGUGUCGCCACGCCACAACGUGGAGUACUAACCACUAUACUACUUGGCCGAAAGCGUAGCGUUGAAAUAAGAUACAAAUUGGUAUUACGUAUUGUAGAGACUACCCAGAAUGUGGGUCUCACUGUCCCCUACAAAGCCUUCUCACCCAAAACAAUGCCCAAGACAGGAAUCGAAGUUGUGUCGCCACGCCCACAACGUGGAGUACUAACCACUAUACUACUUGGGCCGAAAGCACGACUUUGA